ACUGCCAACAAUGGCAGCACGUGUUAACAUGUUGUUGUGGUUUAUUGCGAAGUUUUAAUAGCGAUUUUUAAAUAUUUAAGGGUUCAUGACGCCCUAAACCCACCGUUUCACCGAAGAAAUAAAAUAAUCAAACGCUACGAAUCGAGAAAAUCGUUUAAUAUCACCAUCAAGUGUAAUUUAUUGCACUCCGAUUGUUGCACAUGCUCCAUUUGACAAUAAGCAAGAAAAAGAUGUUGAUGAAUUGAAGACUUGAAACAUAACCAAAAAGACAGUCAAAUAUGGAAGAAAAUGUUUUGGGCUACGAGACCAUAGAUGAGGCUUAUAGCUUGUUACAGAAUGGAAUUCUUGUUGAGACUGGCAAGGGCGUGGUUUGCAUGUCUUUAAAUGACGCAAUAUCGUCAGGUCUGAAUUUAUCAGUAGAGGACCUGAAAAAAGUCGCAAAUGAGUUAAUCUCGCAACAGAACGUUGGAAGCAAGGACAAAGUUUGUGUAAAGUCGUCCAUAAACCUCGACAGUGAUGGGUUCUCCAGUGAAUGUAGUGAUGUGAGCGUCACUUCAACCCCCAGCACCUCCUCAAGCUAUAUCACAUUCACGUCACUAUCAAACUCGGAACUGACAACCACAAAUGUUACUAAAGACACCAAAAUUGUUACUUUUCUCCCAGUCAAGUCUUUACCUCCUGAUUUUAAAUCAGAACCAAAAACAGUUAGUAGUGAAGUUGUCCCCAAUCCACCUGUUACCAACAUUGACGUUCACAAACCCCCAAAAAGGCGCGGGGGAUGGCCCAAAGGCCGGAAACGCAAGCCGGAAUUGAAGAAUUUACCGCCGAAAGCACCCGCGACUGGAUAUAAUCUCUAUCUUAAUGAACAGCGGAAGUUGUUUAAGGACAGUAAACUGGCCUUUCACGAAAUUACCAAAGUUAUUGGGAACAAAUGGUCGAAUUUGAGUUUAGAGGAGAAAAGGCCCUAUUUGGCCAAAGCCGAGGAGGACAAAAGGCGGUAUAGAGAGGAACUAAAACAGUAUAGGCAAUCAGACGCAUAUCGCGCGUAUUUGGCGAAAAAGCGGCGGAAUCGGUUACAAAACAACGUGUUAUCAGAGAGCGACAUGGACGCCACUGAUGAAAUAGAUGAGGAGGAUAACGAGGAGUUGUACUGCCGAACGUGCGACCAGUGGUUCCACAACCUGCACAACAAACGCGAGCAUUUACAGGGCCGCCAACAUACCCAAUCGGUGGCAGGUGACAUCAAACGCGAAUUGGACCUCUCGGCGUCCGAUAGCGGCAUUUUUAGCACGUCUUUGGACGAGUCGAGCCUCGACGCAAUGCCUAGCAUAUCAAAACCUGAAGAAAAAUCAAACUCGGUGUCUGAUUCCAUGGUUAAUUUAGUCGCAGCAGUUGCGAAGCGGGAGAAAGAAAUCAAAUCGUUGCAAAGGAAGCUUCAGGAGACAAUAAUGGCACAAAGUGCACUCUGCCAACAAUUAAAUGCGUUAAGACAAAGGCACUGUAAACUGAAAAAUGAUUUGAGUAGUUUGAAAGAACACGAGAGGAACAUGGAAGCGAAAGUGGCACAGUUGUGGCAAGUGCCCAGUUGGUUCAUUAUCACGGAUUUCAAUACCGAAACGUCGGAUUUUAAUGAAGAAAACAAGUAACGAGUUUUAAUCAGAAGAAUUUUAAGGUUAUGGGUUAUUUGUUUUAUAUUUAUUUAUUGUUGAAUUGUACAGAUUGAACGACAGGUACUGACCGUAUAUCACAGGAUUUAAAAAUAAAUAACCGCAGCUGAUCCUGUAUUUACAUUAUUUAUUUAAUAUUGUAUAAAAAUGAAAUAAAUUGAAGGAUAAA
Molecule: messenger RNA, 1836 nt
Organism: Tribolium madens (black flour beetle)
Lineage: Eukaryota; Metazoa; Arthropoda; Insecta; Coleoptera; Tenebrionidae
Exons: 6
Coding region: 279-1646 (455 amino acids)
Biological process (GO): regulation of gene expression
Cellular component (GO): nucleus
Source: RefSeq, a predicted model, not a curated record